AAUUAUUUCAUGAAUUACAAUAAUUUUUCAUCUAAUGAAUAAUUUUAAUUUUGAAAUUUGAUUUUUUUCUGAUUCUAUUCUGUUUUCCAUCUCCGAAUAUUUGCAUUAUAAGAAAAUUAUAAUAUUCAUACAAUGGCAUUAUUUGAUAUAUAACGGAAAUUAUCAAUUCCGAUACUCUGAUAAUUAUACUUUUUUACAAAUUUCCUUGUGAAAAUGAGUUUUUCAACCAAAAUUUUGCAGUGAUUGAUCACACUCUUGUAAAAAUUGAAAUCUCUUUGGAUCUGUUUUUGUUUUGUGUCUGGUCUGGUCAUAAAUUUCGUAACGUGAACCCUAACCUAGAUAACAGUGAUAAUUUUAAAUAUUGCCAAUUGCAAUUAGUAAUACAAAAAAUAUGAUACACCUGUUAUUUCAAGUUUCUAUUCGCCAAAAAUUUUUGUUUUAAUGGAAAAAACAAAUUUUGAUUGAUUAUUGUAGGUAUUUUUAGGUUAGGUAAGGUAUAUUAUGGCUGGACGAGUUUUAGCUUCUGCAACAGUUCGUGCAGUAAAAAACAGACGUUUAAUACCUUCAAGAGCAGCACUGGUUUUGGCACCGUGAGCUGUUGGUUGCCUUAAAAAAUUACUAGUUAUACUAGAUUUUAUCGGCUUGAAAGUAGGGGUUCGGCAGCGCGGCUGUAAUGGACUUAGUUAUACUCUGGAUUAUGCCACCGAGAAAGGAAAGUUUGACGAAGAAGUUGUUCAAGACGGAGUGCGCGUCAUAAUAGAUGCAAAAGCUCAGUUAUCUCUGUUGGGAACCGAAAUGGACUACGUAGAAAACAAAUUAUCAUCGGAGUUUGUCUUCAACAAUCCCAACAUAAAAGGUACUUGCGGCUGCGGCGAAAGCUUUUCAGUCUAGACAAAUUGUGAUGAUUUAUGCGUGAUAUAAUAAUAUUUAGACUCAUAUAGACGAUGUUAAUAUUUAGGGCUACCAUUGUAUUAUACUAGAAAGAUUCAAUUCAUUUUCUCCUUUGGAGUUUUCAAUCUUUAAAUUUUCGUCUCAAUGAAGUUAGAGGACAUUGGAGGUUGUAAAUUAUUGUUGUAUAGUUGUAAAUGUCGAUAGUUAUUUAUUUUUGUUGUUACAUGGAAUAAAUUAAUUUUCAAUGUGA
This is a messenger RNA of Nilaparvata lugens (brown planthopper), 1141 nucleotides long. It is a transcript of the gene MagR, whose product is annotated as iron-sulfur cluster assembly 1 homolog, mitochondrial. Gene Ontology annotation, biological process: iron-sulfur cluster assembly. The transcript is spliced from 5 exons. NCBI's taxonomy places the organism in Eukaryota, Metazoa, Arthropoda, Insecta, Hemiptera, Delphacidae. The record is from RefSeq and is a predicted model, not a curated record. Gene Ontology annotation, cellular component: cytoplasm; mitochondrion. Gene Ontology annotation, molecular function: 2 iron, 2 sulfur cluster binding.